Messenger RNA from Cyprinodon tularosa, 5942 nucleotides. Its product is annotated as PH domain leucine-rich repeat-containing protein phosphatase 1-like. Bases 328 to 5370 code for a protein of 1680 amino acids. The record is from RefSeq and is a predicted model, not a curated record. The transcript has 17 exons. Gene Ontology annotation, molecular function: protein binding. NCBI's taxonomy places the organism in Eukaryota, Metazoa, Chordata, Actinopteri, Cyprinodontiformes, Cyprinodontidae.
GAGACCCCGCCCUGUCCACACUCAACGUCUGACCGUCCCUCUCCCCGGAUUCUUGUCAUCGUUGCCCCGUCUCGCCUUGCUGAUGUCAGGCGGAUAGAUACCAGUUUUUCUUUUAUGCACCAGUCCGUUAGCUCCAACUGGAGAGCUAACGGCCGCCACAUGAAAUGGGAUGAUGUAGCUGGAUAACCAUGGGACAACUACGCAGUACUUUAGCAUGCUAAGCUAACGCGAAGCUAGUAAGUAGACCGAGUCAGAGAGUCGAAGCUAACCCAGACUAGUGUUCACCUGCGGGCUGUAUGACUGCCACUGCCGUGGUUAGCUAACAGGAUGGAAAAUGGGAAGGAAAACGGCUCCGGGGCGCUUUCAGUUUCAUCAGCGCCACAGGGGACAGUAGACUCUACCGGGGACUUGAUGAAGCAAAGCGGAUUAUCCUCGCUCCCCCAUGGAAAGAGACCCUCCAUCGCGGAGGAUGAGGGUGGGGGCGCAGAGGCGAAACUCUUCGGGAAGGGACUCGCAGCCACCUCUCUUCUUCAGAUUGCCAUCAGAAACGGGAUUUAUCAGAACCAAGUUGCCAACGCCACGGGGAAAAACGGCAGCAAUCCCUCCGUGAAAGCCGCCAACAUGUACGGUUUGACGUCGGCCAACAGCAACACGUCGGUAAACUCGCUGCUGAACAGGCGGCGGCACAGACACAAGAGGAAUCUGUCUCUGGGGGCUCCGCCUGGGGCGUCCUCUGCUGAGGCUGCCAGCCCAGCUCCAUCAACCUCGCCCCUGAGCACCCUAAGCCUGGACAGAAAGACCUUCCUCCGGCAGAAGCAGUCAAAGCGGCUCCAGGCCACUGACAAGUCAUGGGUUAGAUCCGACCUCCAAAGAGGUUGUAUUCACGUCCACGACUGGCUCACACCCUCCAUUCCGCGCCCAGUCCUCUGCAGCGUGGACACCACAGCCAGAGAGGUUGCCACUAAACUAGAGGGAAGCAAAUCUGGGGCUGUGCUGAGAAUCAAUUGCAAACCUGCUGCUGAAUCUGACAUGAAUGGACUCUGUAAAGACAGCAAUGGACACACUGAUACCCUGGAUGGGAAACAUUCUAAAUUGGAGGAAAACUCUAAGAUUUGUCCUGAAACUAAGAUGCCUUCUAACUUAUUUCUUGAUGAAAAAACUGGAAGUAACUCUUCCUCUGAGAUCUGUUUGAAUGACAUCGGCCUUGAUUUGAGCCAGAGCGCCGCAGACUGUUUUGGAGCAUAUUCAGGCUCCGAUAUGGAGAGCAGCACCUGUGAGGACUUCAGCCCAGGAGGACCCAGGAGCACAGAGCACCGAGACUCCCUCAGUGAAAGCCUGGGUUUGGGCAACGACUCCUCGGUGCUCAGUCCCACCUGCGACAGUGCUACAGAGGGACCCGACUCGUUUGAGAGCUCCUCGGAUGAACUAGAACUCACCUCUUCCCCAACACACUCCACUGACAACUCUACAGCAGACCAGCCGCCAUCAGAAGCCCAUGACAAAGACCACACCCAAACAGCCAUCGGUGAUACUACAAAUACCAAAGCUCCUUCCAGAUACCCCAGCAGCUCUCUGACCCGGCCCCUCACCAGCCAGCCAUCUAUCCAGCCUGACCAGCAGGUCCCCGGAGGCGGUGGAGAAUGGCCUGAGCAUCUUAAUACAAGUCCAACCCCAGCCCUCUUCAUCCAGCUGCAUGGGGGAGUGGUGCGGCGGCUGGCGGAUGAUGAACGGCCUCUGCAGAUCCUCAACCAGUACCUGACUAAUCUGGGGUUCGAGGAUGAGUGGAGGGUGCAGGAGGAGGGGAUGAAUCCAGAAAUUGGCUGCCUUAUUCGCUUCUAUUUUGGUAAGCCUCGCAGCGUGGGGGGUUCUGAACGCCUGCAGCUCUCUGGGGUGUUCAACGUGCGGAAAGGGAAGCUGGCCCUGCCGGUGAACCGCUGGUCAAAGCGUCAGGUCACACUGAGUGGAACCUGUCUUAUUGUUUCCUCUGUGAAACACGCCCACACAGGGAAGAUGCACAUCCUGCCUCUCAUUGGUGGAAAGGUGGAAGAGGUGAAGAGGCACAGCCACUGUUUGGCCUUUAGCUCUGCCGGUCCCCAGAGUCAGAUCUACUAUGUCAGCUAUGACUCCUAUGCUGAGCACCUGCGCUGGCACAAGAUGGCCUCAAAGAUCGCCUCCCAGAGGGUGAACUCUGUGGACCUGUCAUGCUGCAGCCUGGAGGAGCUGCCCACUCAGCUCUUUUACAGCCAGGACCUUACACACCUCAACCUCAAGAACAACUUCAUGUCUCUACAAAAAGGCAUCCCUGCACUCACCAGGUUCUGUAAACUGAGAAGCCUUAAUCUGUCCAAUAAUGCCCUGUCUGAGUUUCCUCUGGCGCUGUGUGACAUCCCCUCGCUCACAGAGCUCAACCUGUCUGGAAACCGUCUCUCCUGUCUGCCUGCAGAAGUAGGAACCAUGCACAACUUGCAGAAUCUCCUCUUGGAUGGAAACAGUUUAAGUUUGCUGCCUUCAGAGCUGGGCUCUCUGGAGGGCCUGACCUUCCUCAGCUUGUCCUUCAACUAUUUCAGCUGUGUCCCUCCCGUCCUGGAGAAGCUCAGAGGCAUGGAAAAACUCUGUCUAGCAGGAAAUCGGCUCUCUUUCCUGGAUAUGGGUGGGCUGCAGUGGCUUCCUGCUCGAUACAUAGAUGUCAGGCUGAACCGGCUUCACAAAGUGGCCGUGGCUGAUUCAGAGCUGCUGCUUCACAUCAUCCAGCUGGAUGUGAGAGAUGCUGGCCUCCAGGAGCUUGACGUCAUCUGUUUGGGAAAGCUGGAGCUGCUCCGCUGUGACAGAAACUCCCUCUCCUUCCUCAGAGUCAGCGGCCACACCCUAAAAAGCUUGCAUGCCAGUCAUAAUGAGUUAAUGCAGCUGGAAGUGCAGCCUGCACCAGAAAAUCUGACAGUUCUGGACCUCUGCAGGAACAAGCUGAGAUGUGUCCCAGACUGGUUGUGUGAGAGUAGAAGACUGGAGGUGUUGGACAUUAACCACAACUGUGUCACAGAGCUCCCUGUAUGGCUGCUCUCCAUUGAGAGUCUAAAGAAGCUGCUGGCUGGCUGGAACGAUGUGGGCAGGCUCCCCGAGAGGCUGGAGAGCUCCCAGCUAGAGGUCCUGGACCUCCAGCACAAUCACCUGACAGAACUCCCACACAACCUGUUUAUUAAAGCACAGAGCUUGCGCUACCUGAAUGCAUCAGCCAAUAAGCUGGAAGACCUGCCUGCAGCCAGCCAGUCAGAGGAUGCCUGCAGCAGCCUGGAGGAGCUUUAUGUGACAAAUAACAGUCUGACAGACAAGUGCAUCCCUCAGUUAACAGGUCAUGGCUGCCUCAGGGUGCUGCACCUCGCCUUCAACCAGCUGCAGACCUUUACUGCAAGUAAACUGGCUCCCCUGGAGCAGCUUGAGGAGUUGGACCUGAGCGGUAACAGGCUGAAAGCUGUGCCAACCACCAUUCUCAGCUGCCGGCGGCUGCAAACACUGUCCGCCCACUCCAACUGCAUCAACACCUUCCCAGAAGUGCUCCAGCUGCAGGAGAUUAAGUGUGUGGAUCUGAGCUGCAAUGAGCUGACCGAGGUGGCCCUGCCAGAAGUUCUUCCACCAAAACUUCAGGAGCUGGACCUCACUGGAAACCCUCGACUCAACCUGGACCACAAGAGCCUAGAACUCCUCAACAACAUCCGCUGUUUCCGGGUAGAUCCAUCUCCCUCAGCCUCCGCUGCAAGUGAGAGUCAUGGAGUCCCUGCGGUGUGGAGUCAUGGCUUUACAGAGGCCUCUGGAGUCAAAAACAAGCUUUGUGUAGCAGCUCUAGCCCAGGACACUUUCUGUGGGACUCGUGAAGCUUUGUACGGUGUCUUUGACGGAGAUAGAAAUGUCGAGGUGCCUUACCUGCUGCAGUGCACCAUGGGAGAUGUUCUGGCUGAGGAGCUGCACCGAGGGCCAAGACAGGAAGACUAUAUGACCAACACUUUCCUCACCAUGCAGCGCAAACUGGGCACAGCAGGUCAGAGGAUGGGCGGCGCUGCAGCUUUAUGCCACAUCAGACACGACCCCGUGGCGUCUGGGGAACCAGGGAAUUGCUUUACUCUGAAAGCCGCCAACGUGGGCCGGUGUCAGGCCGUACUGUGUCGAGGAGGGAAAGCUCAGCUGCUGUCCGACAUCCACACGGUCAGGGAGGAGUCGGAGUACGAGAGGGUCCGACAGCACAAUGCCAUCAUCACAGAGGAUAACAAGGUCAGUGGUGUGACUGACUCCACCAGGAUGAUGGGAUACUCCUUCCUCUGUCCCUCUGUGAGACCCUGCCCUCAUGUUUCCACGGUGACGCUCACCCCUCAAGAUGAGUUUUUCCUUCUGGGAAGUCGAGGACUGUGGGACUUGCUAUCUCCCGCCGAGGCUAUUGAAGCAGUUCGAAAUGUUCCAGACGCGCUAGCCUCUGCUAAGAAGCUGGUGACGCUGGCUCAGAGCUACGGCUGCUCCGACAGCCUCAGCGCCGUGGUCGUUCAGCUCAACAUCACCGAGGACUGCUGCUGUUUUUGCGAGCCACCCCCUCCGCCACCCAGUCCAGGACCCGCCGCUCAGCCCGCUCUGCAUUCCUACUCAUGCGGCAGCGAUGGUGGGAUCCCGCUGCUGCCCGCCUCGUCUGGAACGAUGAGUGAGCUGAGCAGCGAAUUCAGCACCUCUGAGAUGAGCAGUGAGGUGGGCUCCACAGCGUCCUCUGAGGAGCCGCCGCCACAGACGGAGCCUCUCAGCUCCCAUCUUAACGCUCAAGGCAGGGCUGGCGUGCGACGACCUGCCAUUGGUGGGAGUGGCGUCCAGAGGCAGUUCUCUGGUGCGCUGUCUGAUAACGGCCUGGACAGUGAGGAUGAGGAGCCCAUCGCUGGCGUGUUCUCAAACGGCAGCCGAGUGGAGGUGGAGGCGGAUGUCCACUGUCUUCUCCGGCACAACUGUGCUCAGUCUAACGCAGCGAGCACAAACAAACCCAUCGCCGCCGCUAAUGAGCUUUUACCUCCCAGCCUGACCUGCCCAGCUCCCUGGCCUGUCCCUCCUUCCUCCCCGGGCCUGAGCCACGAGGCUCGCUCAGCGACUCUGGGCCGCAGGGCUCGAGGUAACGGCUCCGUAGCCUGUCAGGGCCGCAGCCAGGAUCUUAUUGAGGAAGCAGCAGAAGCCCCCAUCAGAAAGCAGGGGGGGUACUUCAACGCCCCGGCCCAGCCGGACCCGGACGACCAGCUGAUCAUCCCACCGGAACUGGAGGAGGAGGUCCGGCAGAUCAUCCAGCAACAGCAGGAGCAGAUGCAGACACACAACUACCAGAGACCAGCAGACUAUUUCGUUACACCUCUCUGACUGCUGCCGUCAGCAUCAUCAUCCUCUUCUCCACCCAGCUUCCCAAACAGAGUCCAAUCUCCUGGCCGCUGAGCUCAAAGAAAACUAAUUCCUGAGGUUUUCUUACUCCCUUUAUUUUCUACUGUUAACAAGCCCUGAAACACAAUGCAACUUUUGUAACUUUGUUGAUUAAAUCUUCAUGUAAAUUACUUUUACCAUAUCUAUGAUAUGAAGAAGCACUUUGCGUUGUAGUAGCUUUUAAGCUUAGUUCUACGUCAAACGGUACUAUAAGAACCGGACCAGCGGAUAUUUUCCCCGUUUGGGUCGCAGCUGAUGGCCUUACAAGUGUCGGAGUUAGAAACUGUUAACUAACUCCAAGGAGUUUAAUACUUUAAAGUGAGUUAGUCACUGAGGCUUCACUAAUGUUCUCUGAGAGAAAAGAUGAUUAUUCCCGAAGGCUGACGACGUUCCAGGUCCGUGUUCUCUAGGUGGUGCUGCAGUGUUUGUAGUUACUAACAGCACAGAGCAGGGUUACAGCAAACAGCACAAGAGACCUACUUUUGCUAAACAAUAAAGUUUUCAGAUAACUGCAA